CUGCGGGAGGGGGGACGGAACUCAGGGGAGUGGGCUCCGAGCCCUGCCUUGCAGAAGGGAAGGGGUCUUGGGAAAGGAGGCCGUAGGAGUCCGCACCCACGGGGGUGGGGGGCUCCUCUUGCACGUCUUGCCCGCGGUUCCGAGCGAGCGGCCGGUUUCUGAACUCUUCCCUUCACUCCCUUGGCCGGCCCCAGCGGAGCACUGCUGGGUCACGACAAGGCUCCCGCAUCAGCCCGCAGGCCCCCGACGCGUCUCCGACGGCCUGUCGGAAGGAGCGGCUGCAACUUCUGUAGCAUCUCUGCCCCACCCCGGGCCUUUCCACGUUUCCGCUCUGAUCGCUGCCUGCUGGACACCCCGUUUUCCUGCGUUCAGUCGCACCGUGUAUAAACACAGGCCUGUGGCAUGCUCUUGCGGUAAAAGUGCCCACCCCUGUUCUUGAGCCUUCCUGCCGGAGUAACCGUAGUUCCAAAUAACUGUCUCCUGUUUACUGCACGCCGGGGGCUCCUUUGAGCUCUUUGCGCGUGUUAACUCAAGUCACAGUCUGUUGAGCGUCCUUAACUUGGAAUGCUUGGGGCCACAGGUGUUUCAGGUUUUGAGAUAUUUUCGUACAUUUACCAGAUGAGCAUCCCUAAUCUGGAAAUGCAAAAGCCGACGUAAAGCUGGAAAAGGUUUGGGUUUUGUUUGAGAUUUUUUUCCAGUAGGGGUGGUCAACCUGUAAUUGGUUUUCCAUUUAACUACCAAGGGAACUAAGUCGGUUUCCUUGGGAAGGUCGGUAUAAUGACUUGACCAAAUUAACGGAGCUUGGAUUAAAACCCAGGUAGUUUUAACUUGGCUCAGAGCUGCUGGUUCUGUAGAGGCAAUGAGACAUUUUUUAGAGUUUUAAUGUUUUCCUUACUGCACUAAGCCUAGAUGAACUCUUGGAUUUGAGGAUUUCCACUUCAGCAUUCUGUUAUCCCAAAGAAUGCAGAUAAAUGCUUCCUGUGGUAGAAUCUUCAGAUGUUUCAGACUGGGGGUCAGCCAUUGCCGGUGGAAUAGGCAAUGUGGAAGGCGGUGAUAGGAUCAGGAUAUGUUCCAAAGAUAAAUGAGUGGCUAAAGAAGAGGGAGCAGUGUAGUAGUGGGUCACUUGUCAGGUGAAGUUAGCAGGAAAAGCUCUCGAAGAUGAAUUUUUUUCAGUUUAUUAGCUACCACCUCGUUUGUGGACAAGAAAAAAGUUUACGUUCAGAUUUUAGAGGGGAUAAAAGCAUUCAGAUGGCAGAUAACAGUUUUUCAGAUGGGGUUCCUGCAGAUUCUGUGGAAGCUGCUAAAAAUGCAACUAACACAGAAAAGCUCACAGAUCAGGUGAUGCAGAAUCCACAAGUUCUGGCAGCUUUACAGGAAAGACUUGACAAUGUCUCUCACACUCCUUCCAGCUACAUUGAAACCUUACCUAAAGCAGUCAAAAGGAGAAUUAAUGCCUUAAAGCAGCUUCAGGUGAGAUGUGCGCACAUCGAGGCCAAGUUCUAUGAAGAGGUCCAUGACCUGGAGAGGAAGUACGCCGCUCUGUACCAGCCUCUGUUUGACAAGAGAAGAGAAUUCAUCACUGGUGAUGUGGAGCCUACAGAUGCAGAGUCAGAGUGGCACAGUGAAAAUGAAGAGGAGGACAAGUUGGCCGGAGACAUGAAAAAUAAAGUAGUCAUAGCCGAGAAAGAAGAAGCAGCAGCGGAAGAGCCAAAUCCCAAAGGAAUCCCAGAAUUCUGGUUCACCAUCUUCAGAAAUGUGGACAUGCUCAGUGAGCUAGUGCAGGAAUAUGAUGAACCAAUCUUGAAACACCUUCAGGAUAUUAAAGUGAAAUUUUCAGACCCUGGACAGCCCAUGUCUUUUGUGUUAGAGUUCCACUUCGAACCCAAUGACUAUUUCACCAAUCCUAUCCUGACAAAAACAUACAAGAUGAAGUCAGAGCCAGACAAGGCUGACCCCUUCUCCUUUGAAGGUCCUGAAAUUGUGGACUGUGAUGGGUGCGCUAUUGACUGGAAGAAAGGGAAGAAUGUGACGGUGAAAACCAUCAGGAAGAAGCAGAAGCAUAAGGGCCGGGGCACGGUCAGAACCAUCAGCAAGCAGGUGCCCACCGAGUCCUUCUUCAACUUCUUCAGCCCACUGAGAGCCUCUGGGGAUGGAGAAUCACUGGAUGAAGAUUCUGAAUUCACCUUAGCCUCCGAUUUUGAAAUUGGACACUUCUUCCGUGAGCGGAUAGUGCCGCGGGCUGUGCUCUACUUCACUGGGGAGGCCAUAGAGGAUGACGACAAUUUUGAAGAAGGCGAGGAAGGCGAAGAAGAGGAAUUGGAAGGUGACGAGGAAGGAGAAGAUGAGGAUGAUGCUGAAAUUAACCCCAAGAAAGAAGCCAGCCAGCCAGCGGAGUGCAAACAGCAGUGAGAAGCAGCAGCCCUGCGGUGUUGCCUUCUGGACGGCUGUCAGGGCCCCAGGCCUGCAGGCAGUGGCCUUGGUCUCUGCCUCGGCACAGUCGUGUUGACAGUGCUGACAUCUAACCGUUUUCAAGUGCAUGACUUCAUUUCCACCUUUCCUUUCUCCUUGUUUUGCUUAACUUGUACAGUGCAACUGAACUGCGUUUCAGAAAUAGGAGGUUUAGUUCUAGAACCUCUGCAGCCUUGGUACCUGCAGCCCUGGACUUUCCCAGCCUGUUCUUAGAGGGCCCCAAAGACCGUGUAGAGUAGGGUGAGGUCAGGCCUAGAAAGGGCAGUGCCUGGUGGCACAGUUUCAGGCAUCCCAGCCUCCUGCCACCUCCAAUUUGAAGAAACCCCACCCUACAGUUUCCAGCCACUGAACCUGCCAUGGGCAAAGUCGCUUCAGCCGUUGUCUGUUAAUCAUCUCAGAAGAGCUAGUAGAGUAAGGCCGUGUACUCCUUAAGAGUGCUCUUCCUUGCAUUUGGUUUUCCAGGGGUGGUGUGUUGUGGCACUCCUCUGUGGAGAGAGCAGUCAUAUUUAUUUAUUCACUCACACAGUGGACUCUGAACUUAACCCUUACCCUCACCAUUUAUGAGACCACACUGAUGACAGAAUCAGAAAGAUGUGCCGUCUCCUAGUAGAGCGAAGCUUGUAGAAGAAAGGGUGCUGCUGAGGGUGUGAGCUUGCUCUUUGACACGUGGACCACGCAUCGCCAGGAGGGUGGGGGCUGGAGCAGAGGGCCGGGAUUCCUCCCUCUGGCUGUAGAAUACACCUUUUCAGUUGGCUGUGUGAGCGUCAAGUCUUGUUUUCUCAGUAAUCCUCUUUCUGGAUCCUCCUCUCAUCCUGUCUUAAUAAGCCCUAGGUAGGUUUGGUGUGACCUGUUGGCGGCUGGCGUGUGGGUUUCUUAGCAUGUGUGGUGGUAGUCUUUGGCAACUGGGGACAGCCGUGUCCACACUGUCACCAGGCAUGUAGAGUGCUCAGCCUUACCUGAUAACACAUUUGUAACUGAACAUGGUGUUUUCAAUUUGUACAGAAUAGUUAGAAUAUUCUAUUAAAGUUGUGAAACAUGAAGCCAGCACAGUGUGGGGUCUUUUCUUUGGAAUCAGCCUCUGACCCCUGUCCUAUAACUCACAUGUUGCAUGUGACUACACACCCUACUGGGUUUUAAGCCCUGGGUGUGGAUUGAUCCAUGACUCUAGUCUUCUGGCUUGCUAUUUUUUGAGGCUUUGCCCAUUUGUAGAAGUGGCUGCAUCUAGAAUGCCCACAUAUCCACAGUCUCCUGCCCUGUACAGGCCUGGUCCAGUGACGAGUGGGCCUUUGAGAAAUGGUGCCAUGAGUGUGGAAGUGUGUCUUAUAGGUUAGAAUGCAGAAGGGGAGCUUCCCUAUGAAGCCCAUGUGCUGUGGGUUGUCUCUGCCCUACCCAGAAAGGCCUGCUAUAUAGGCUCUUGCUCAGUUACCUGACCGUGGGAAUCCCUGCUUUGGCAGUGCCCAACCAGGGUGAGACGGGUCCAAGAGAAGGCGGCUGAGCAUCUGGCUCUUCCUCAUGUGGCCACCAGCCUGGCCCCUUAGAGCUGGCCCUGGCCUUGCUGCAUGGUUACCUUCUCCCUGAGUGGCAAGAAGAGAGAGGGCUCUGGUAGCUGCAAGAAAGCUGUGCGUGGGCUUAGAUGUGGACAUGCCUUUGGCAUGCCCCCAAGGGUGACAGAGCCAGUAUGUCCACAGUACCUCUUCCUCACCCCCAUUCUCUGAUGGGACUGGAUGGACCUCACCUGGCACAGCUCCCAGAGAAAAGUCCUGCCUGCUGCCCCUCACUGCCAGCCCAGCAUGACUGACGCAGGGUGAAGUCACUGAACAUGAAGGUGGGUCCACAGAAGCUUCCCAAAACUCUAAAUGUCUCUCUCCCGAUUGACCAAGAUAGACACGUUUACAGCAGUGACUGCACAAAAUGACACGCUUGUGUCAUUCUCAGAUGAAUGGGAAGCCUGAUGGGCCACCCGGCCUUGCUCCAGAGCCUUACUCCUUUUGGCCACCUCUGGCUCCUGGCCCUUGUCACCACGGGUCACGGGCCUGCACUCGCCUGUCUGCCUUGCAAGGAAAUGCAUCGGUCCACUGCAGGAGCGACGCAAUGAAGCUGCUCUUCGUGUGAUAGAUUGGUGGCAGCCAGCAGUGUGUGCCAUGAGAGGCUGAGAUGACAUGGCAUGAGCUGUGUCCACGCCUGAGUGUGUGAGAUGAGUAUACCUGGUGGGCGUCUAAUAGAUUGAAAGGGCAGAGAAGCAGGCUAGGGCCCCCUAGUCAGGCCCUGCAUGCUGGAUCAGUUGUGUGGGUGUCCAGGUGCUGUGGAUGUCCUCAGUUGAGUCGUGAGGAGGCAUGAGAUAGCUGGGAGUCAGAUGGGGCAGGGGGAGGGGGCAUCCAGCCUUCUGGACAGCCAUGGAGGGGUGGGAGUGUUAAAUAGUGAUCUAGAUCAGCCAUCAUUUCCUUCUGAAAGAGAAGUAUGCAGGGACCCCACACUUGGGGCAUCUUCUGUGAGACUUAGGCGGGAUAAUGGGGUUUCAGUGUGCCCAGAGGUCCCAGGCUCUAAUGCAUGGGAAGGCUUUCACUCUUCUUGAAUCCUGCAAAGCCAUGUGGCCUGAGGCUCAGACUCCCCUGUUGUUCCUGCCAUCUAUACCCUGCCUGCCCACAGGAGCAAGAAUGCUGCUCCCCAGUGGCCCAGGAACCAUCCCUGGCUCUGGCUUCUGUUCUGCGUGCUCAGAGACCUUGGUGAAAUUGUCAACACCAAGAACCCACCCAGUGAGUGUUGGAGACAAGGAGCAGCUGCCUGGUUUGCCCAGAGUCACCACCCAGGAAGCCACCAGGGAGUUGGGAUUCGGGGCGGCCUGGGGGUGACUGCUCCUCUGCUGGGGUUCAGUUCCCAUUGCCCAGGACCCCCAGUUCUGCCUGUUCACUCUCUAGACCAACCCCUUGGGUGUCCCCAAGCUCAAGUGGGUGGCGGUUCAGUGGCCUACUGAUGGUCUUUUCUAAGGGUUUAACAGCUGAGGUGGGGUGCAUGGAGAGCUACCCCUGCUCUCCUCAUGGUGGUUCACUUUCUCGGCCCCCUAAUGCCUUCCUCCCUAUCCCCCAACCCCCAGUUUGGUGCCUCUUCUUAGGCCUGGGUCUACUGCAUCACAGAAGUGCACCAAUUGAGGCUGAUGGCCUGUCUUUGCAGCUUCCUCCCACCGCAGCUAUGCAUCUGCACAGUGGAGCACUUGGCAGUGAAAACGGUGAGGUACAUACACUGAGCCUGCAAAAGGGUCACAACAGCAACCCCAUUUCCAUGAAGAACAGCCACUGGAGCUGCCUGGGAGCAAAUGAACCAAGAGCCAUCGGGGGAAGUGGACAUGGCUGUGGGGUGUAACAUUUGUGAUAGCUAUCCAGCCACCCUAAAGUGGCAGCAUUUGCCUGUGUAUAAAUCAGACCUCAAUGAAACUGAUUCUCAAAAGUUUGCAGAAGUGAUGCCACAAUUCUGGUUUCUCCAACACUAUACUGCCAGAUACCCAGCUCAGUGAGGGGAGUACAUCCACAAGGUCACCCUGCCCUGGCAGCUAGUCUGCUCUAUUAGCUCACUGCAUCUGUUUACCCAGGGUGGGGGUCAAGCAGAGGCGUAACCCACUCCCCUACAGCUCCCAGCACCCCCACCCCAGGUUCAAAGGGGUCUCUAGCCCCAGGCCUUUCAUCAUUCCUUCCUCAUAAAAAUACCCAGGCCUGGCCCCAGGAACCUCAGCCCCUCACUGGGUGGAGCUAAGUAGGCCUUCCUUGCCUGGGACUCCACUUGCCCUGAAGUAGGAGACAAGGAAGGCCCAGUGCCAUAGGGGGCUGCCACAGGGAAACUGUGGGCUUCCGCUAGCUUGUCCAGGUGCACCCUGGAUGGGAGUGCUGACCUGGGCUCCCGGGUGGGUCUGCCUCAUUUGCCACUCCCUCUCAACUCCAAGCUGGAUUCUCAGUGGACAACGGGAUAAGGCGGGGGGCUUUGAGCAGGAGACGCACCCAUCCCUAGCCUGCCACCUCCAGCCCUGAGGAGCCCUUGACUUGCCCUGGAGGCCCUGCUGUGGGGCCAUGCCUUGCCAGAGCACAUGGUCAAGGGCAAGGGCGCCCUCAGCUUCCUGCUAGACGCCCAAACAAUGUGAACCUUGGCCCCUUCCCGGAAACCCUUCAAAGCCAGUGGGCAACUCCCAGCACCUCCCCCUGCAGGCAGAGGCCACCCUCCUCGCCUCCCCAAGCCAGCCUUUGGGCCUUGCUCUCCAACAGGUGUCUCAUGCAGGGGCCCCGGAACCCACCUCAA
Castor canadensis (American beaver) is the source of this 6750-nucleotide messenger RNA. It is a transcript of the gene Nap1l4, whose product is annotated as nucleosome assembly protein 1 like 4. Gene Ontology annotation, cellular component: nucleus. The record is from RefSeq and is a predicted model, not a curated record. Gene Ontology annotation, biological process: nucleosome assembly. Lineage: Eukaryota; Metazoa; Chordata; Mammalia; Rodentia; Castoridae.